UCAAAUUCUUCGUGCGCAAGGCACAUGGCUGUACAAAUACACGCUACCACAGCUUCCCAUACGCAUCUGAACCCCUGUCUGUCUCUUCUACCUUCGUCGUCGGAGAAGAACAACGCCCACAUCUAGCUCGAGUUCAUGGCUACGGGCGGGAGGCCAACAACCAUGCGUGCCAUCCAGUACACCGGCUAUGGCGGUGGAGCUGCUUCCCUCAAGGUCAACUCUGUGACUUCCUUCCAUGUUCAGUAUGUAGAAAUCCCAGUUCCUUUGCUAGGGAAAAAUGAGGUCCUUGUGAAAGUGGAAGCGGCAAGCAUAAAUCCAGCUGACUGGAAGAUUCAGAAAGGGAUGCUACGCCCAUUCCUCCCUAAAUUCCCUUGUAUUCCAGUGACAGACGUUGCUGGAGAGGUCGCUGAGGUUGGUUCUUCAGUACGCGAGUUCAAAGUUGCCGAUAAAGUUCUUUGCAGACUAAAGUUUGGGAAGGGCGGCGGCCUCGCCGAGUACGUCGUGGCAUACGAAAGCAAGAUCGCCGCCCGGCCUGCCGGAGUAUCCGCCGCCGAUGCCGCCGGCCUGCCUAUCUCGGGGCUCACGGCUCUCCAGGCCCUGAUGUCCAUCGGCACCAAGUUCGACGGCACGGGCCGCGGCGCCGACAUCCUGGUCACCGCGGCGUCCGGCGGCGUGGGCAUGUACGCCGUCCAGCUCGCCAAGCUGGGGAACCACCACGUCACGGCCACCUGCGGCGCUCGCAACAUGGAGGUCGUCAGGGCCCUCGGCGCCGACGAGGUCCUGGACUACAAGACACCAGAGGGGCAGGCCUUGACGAGCCCGUCGGGCCGGAAGUACGACUACGUCAUCAACACGACGGACGCCAGCAGGUGGUCGGCGCUCCGGCCGAGCCUGAGCGGCCGCGGCAGUGUCGUCGACGUGACCCCUAACCCCGGGAACUACAUCGCGUCCGUCCUGACCAUGUUCGCGAGGAAGAAGAUAUCGAUGCUGGCCCAGGUAUCGCUGGGGAAGGAGCACAUGAGGUUCCUGCUGGAGCUGGUGGCGGAAGGGAAGCUCAGGACGGUGGUCGACUCGCGGCACCCGUUCGAGAAGGCGGCGGAGGCGUGGGAGAGGAGCAUGGCAGGACAUGCCACGGGGAAGAUCAUCGUUGAGAUGUGAUGACUGAUGAGUCGCUUGUAUCUCAUAGGUGGUUGACUGCUUGUGUUGGAUGAAGGAAGUAAAAGCAAUGAUACAAGACGGUGUGCGCUAGUGGCCAUAGCCUUUCCUCCGCCACUGUCUAAUGCCAAUUCCAUUGAUUAAAAUGAAGGAAAGACGAUCUGGUGUGAUCUAUUAGACUC
Messenger RNA from Panicum hallii, 1337 nucleotides. Its product is annotated as chloroplast envelope quinone oxidoreductase homolog. Gene Ontology annotation, molecular function: oxidoreductase activity. The transcript is spliced from 4 exons. Bases 136 to 1158 code for a protein of 340 amino acids. The record is from RefSeq and is a predicted model, not a curated record. Lineage: Eukaryota; Viridiplantae; Streptophyta; Magnoliopsida; Poales; Poaceae.